AAACCCUGACUGUCAAAAGUACUCAAGAAACUAAAAUUAGUUGCAAAAAUCAUUAACAUCGUAUAAUCUUAUCAGCAGAAAGAUUACUAAUAAUUUUAACUAAAGCACCUGGUGAAUUUUAUUGUAGUGUGGUCGAAUAAAUAGUGUACACACAAAAAAAAACAAGAAUCGGCACCAUUGACAAUAAACAAAACCUCAGACGUUGAAAUGAAAACAGAACCAUCCAGUCCGCCAGCAAAGGAGAAACAAACCUUUACGCGGUGUAACAGUUCCGGUAGUGUGCACAGUACACACACACCGAAUUCAUCGGCUCACAAUACAGAAGAUGACGAUGAUGACAGCGGUGACAACAGCAAAACAACAAUAAGCUAUAAAGAGCGCAGACGAGAAGCGCAUACACAAGCGGAACAGAAACGGCGUGAUGCAAUCAAACGAGGAUAUGACACACUCCAAGAUUUAGUGCCUACUUGCCAGCAAAACGAUUCGUCGGGCUAUAAAUUGAGCAAAGCUACAGUUUUGCAGAAAUCCAUCGAUUAUGUUGGAUUCCUACACAUACAGAAAAAAAAACAGGAAGACGAAUACAGUGCAUUACAGAAAGAAGUGACCGCGCUACGGAUCAUUCAGAAUAGCUACGAAAAUAUGCUGCAAAAUCAACAACAGUCACCCGGACGACAAGAAGCUCGAAUUAGCGACGAAAUGAAAUUUCAAGUGUUUCGUGCCAUCACCGACGAAAUGUUCAAAACAUUCGAAACGCUGCCAAUGAACGACUUUGCCGAACUAACAACGGGCGUCCUGCCUUGGCUGGAGGGCCAUUGUAAACCGCACAUUCUACGGCAUAUCGUCAACCGAGCACUGAUCGAAAUUCAACAGGAAACAUCAAAAACGAAUCAAGAAGAUUGGGGAAACGGCGGAUGUUUAUAGUUGCCCGUUGUUGUGGAUGUGAAUGCGGUUUUUUCAUUUGCAUUUACGGAUAUUUUUGAAAUAUGGACCGAAAUGAUCGCGACACUUCAGAGUAGUUCGAUUUUUCCUGGCUGCACGAAGCCAUGUUUAAGCAUCAAUUAUUUGUUCAAACAUUUUUAUAUUUUAUUGUUGGACCAUACGCCAAUUAAACAAACGUUUUCGGGUGUUA
This is a messenger RNA of Bradysia coprophila, 1129 nucleotides long. It is a transcript of the gene bigmax, whose product is annotated as helix-loop-helix-leucine zipper transcription factor bigmax. Gene Ontology annotation, molecular function: protein dimerization activity; DNA-binding transcription factor activity, RNA polymerase II-specific; RNA polymerase II cis-regulatory region sequence-specific DNA binding. Gene Ontology annotation, biological process: regulation of transcription by RNA polymerase II. NCBI's taxonomy places the organism in Eukaryota, Metazoa, Arthropoda, Insecta, Diptera, Sciaridae. The record is from RefSeq and is a predicted model, not a curated record. Gene Ontology annotation, cellular component: nucleus.